This is a messenger RNA of Andrographis paniculata, 784 nucleotides long. Its product is annotated as histone deacetylase complex subunit SAP18. Gene Ontology annotation, cellular component: nucleus. Gene Ontology annotation, biological process: negative regulation of DNA-templated transcription. The transcript has 6 exons. Gene Ontology annotation, molecular function: transcription factor binding; transcription corepressor activity. The record is from RefSeq and is a predicted model, not a curated record. Bases 51 to 527 code for a protein of 158 amino acids. Lineage: Eukaryota; Viridiplantae; Streptophyta; Magnoliopsida; Lamiales; Acanthaceae.
AGGAACGGAAGUAGAACCCGGAAAUCGACGGCGACGAAGAGAACACUCGAAUGAUGGCUGACGUGCAAAGAAGACCGGGAAGGCCGCUACCUCCGCCGGGGAGGGGUCCACCACCGCCUCCGGCUGCAAAGCCUGCAAUACCACGCCUUGAACCUGUUGACCGGGAGAAGACCUGUCCCUUGUUGCUUAGAGUUUUCACCAAGGUUGGAGGGCAUCACACUGAUGAUGAUUUUGCAGUGAGAGGCAAAGAACCCAAAGAUGAGGUCCAAAUUUAUACAUGGAUGGAUGCUACAUUGCGUGAAUUAACUGAUCUGGUCAAAGAGGUAGCUCCCGAAGCAAGAAGAAGAGAUGCCAUCCUGUCCUUUGCUUUUGUCUAUCCUGAUAAGCGCGGGAGAUUUGUGGUCAGAGAGGUGGGGCGAACUUUUUCUUAUCCGAACGGGAGGCGCCCUGACAGUGGAAGCAAAGCCUUGGGUGAACUCAGCUUUCAGAUCGGUGAUUACUUGGAUGUUGCCAUUCUUACCCAGUAAUCCAGCAGGGGGUUUGUGUAUUCGCAGCAUACAACAUUUUAGCGACGGAGCCAACGUGUCUUCAGUUGUGCCAAAUUUGUGCUUGUGGAAGUUGCUAUGUAGGAUUUACUGAAACAUUGGCCAGUGCUUGUACUGAAUAUUAGUCGUGUAUUUUUAUUUUCUGUUUUUGCAUUGUGUUCUUAGAAGCAUUUUGCUGGUUGAACCAUAUUGCCUAGAACUUGAAUAUUAUGAAAUUUAAAAAAACAUUUCAUUUAGAA